GCUCCGAGAUGCUCUCUGAAGUGAAGUCCGUAACUGAUGCAGGCUGCAGGAGCUGAAGGCAGGACCACGGCUUCCUCCAUGCAAUCUUCAAACAGGAAAUCUGAGAUUCAUAACAUCUUAUAGUUUGGCUUGCCAUCAUUGGUCAUGCGGUGGGCCCGAAAUAAACUCCCUGCUUCAAAGGAGAGUGUUUCAGAGCUGCCAGGCAGAGCCGCCAGAAGCUCAGGGCCAGGGGAGAAGAAACACUCUGGGGGCAUGUGCUGAACUAAGACACCCUCAAGCAAAUCCUUUUUAUUAUCCCUGAACGGUCCCCUUGUUUCAGAGCCUAACAGGGUUUUCUGAUUUGAUGCUUCUUCCUCUCCACUGAGUGUCUGUUCUGGAGGCGGAGGUGAGCGGGGGAAGACGAUGGCCGCGGAGAUCAGUGCGCGGGGCAGACAGCGUGCCAUUGGGCAUGAGGAGUACAGCCUGUACAGCAGCCUGAGUGAGGACGAGCUGGUCCAGAUGGCCAUUGAGCAGAGCCUGGCUGACAAGACGCGGGGCCCAACCACUGCUGAGGCCGUUACGUCCAUACGUGCCAACCGCCAACCUGCCCAUUUCUACCCAUGGACCAGGUCGACAGCGCCUCCUGAGAGCCCAGCCUCAUCCCCCAUGGGUCUGUUCCAAGGUGUCAUGCAGAAAUACAACCAACGGAAGACCUCCCAGCUGGCGCCCAUGGACCCUGUGCUAAAGGCCAUCAAGGAAGACGAUGAAGCGGCCUUGAAGGCAAUGAUCAAGGACGGGAAGAAUCUCACAGAGCCCAACAAGGACGGCUGGCUGCCGCUGCACGAGGCGGCCUACUACGGCCAGCUGAGCUGCCUGAAGGCCCUGCAGCGAGCAUACCCAGCAACAAUCGACCAGCGCACCCUGCAGGAGGAAACGGCCCUUUACCUGGCGACGUGCAGGGGACACCUGGACUGCCUCCAAUCCCUGCUCCAGGCUGGGGCCGAGCCCGACAUCUCCAACAAGUCCCGAGAGACACCACUCUACAAAGCUUGCGAGCGCAAGAAUGUGGAGGCAGUGAGGAUUCUGGUGCAGUACCACGCAGACACCAACCAUCGCUGCAACCGAGGCUGGACAGCUCUGCACGAGUCUGUUUCUCGCAAUGACCUGGAGGUCAUGGAGAUCCUGGUGAGCGGAGGUGCCAAGGUGGAAUCCAAGAAUGCCUAUGGCAUCACCCCAUUAUUUGUGGCCGCCCAGAGUGGGCAACUGGAGGCGCUGAGAUUCCUGGCCAAGUACGGCGCUGACAUCAACACACAGGCCAGCGACAGCGCGUCGGCCCUCUAUGAGGCCUGCAAGAACGAACACGAGCUAGUGGUGGAGUUUCUGCUGUCGCAGGGCGCAGACGCCAACAGAGCCAACAAGGAUGGCAUGCUCCCGCUGCACGUCGCCUCCAAGAAGGGUAACUACAGGAUCGUGCAGAUGCUGUUGCCGGUGACCAGCCGCACGCGCGUGCGCCGGAGCGGCAUCAGCCCGCUGCACUUGGCGGCCGAGCGCAACAACGACGCGGUACUCGAGGCGCUGCUAGGCGCGCGCUUCGAUGUGAACGCGCCGCUGGCCCCCGAGCGCGCGCGCCUCUACGAGGACCGCCGCAGCUCAGCGCUCUACUUCGCGGUCGUCAACAACAACGUGUACGCCACCGAGCUGCUGCUGGCGGCAGGCGCCGACCCUAACCGCGACGUCAUCAACCCCCUGCUGGUGGCCAUCCGCCACGGCUGCCUGCGCACCAUGCAGCUGCUGCUGGACCACGGCGCCAACAUCGACGCCUACAUCGCCACACACCCUACCGCCUUCCCCGCCACGAUCAUGUUCGCCAUGAAGUACCUGUCGCUGCUCAAGUUCCUCAUGGACCUCGGCUGCAACGGCGAGUCCUGCUUCUCGUGCCUGUACGGCAACGGCCCACACCCACCUGCCUCGCCGCCCUCCAGCAGGUUCAGCGACAUGCCCAUUGGCGACAAGGCGCCCAGCGUGGUGCAGUUCUGUGAGAUCCUGUCGACCCCCGAGGUGAGCCGCUGGGCAGGGCCUAUCAUCGACAUCCUGCUGGACUACGUGGGCAAUGUUCAGCUCUGCUCGCGACUGAAGGAGCACAUCGACAGCUUUGAGGACUGGGCCGUCAUCAGGGAGAAAGCAGAACCCCCGAGACCUCUGGCUCACCUUUGCCGGCUGCAAGUUCGAAAGGCCAUUGGGAAAUAUCGCAUAAAACUCCUGGACACGUUGCCACUCCCAGGCAGGCUGAUUAGAUACCUGAAGUACGAGAGUACCCAGUAACCGGGCACAUGGACAAGAGGUGCUCCUCAGACUGUUUCACUAAAUCUCAGGACAGCGGUGUCCCCACAUCCAUGGGAACCUGGUGACAGAUGAGGCUGUGGGUUGUUCCCCCUGAGCUGAGGCAGCCACCCUGAGUCGCCAGGUCUCUGCGCCAGAGCUGUGCCCAGAGCAGAGAAUGGAAUGUGUCAAGUAGGAGAAAAACCAUGUUUAUUUUCAAAUGGAUGAGUAGAUCCCAGACCUUCUCUGCCAUCCAGAAUGGCAGGAACCUGCAUUCCUGGAGCAGGAGAGGCUGGCAGGGCAGAACUUGGGCUGGGCUGUGGCUGGAGCGUUUUCAGGGGGGUGAGCUUGCCUUUCCCGGACAACCUCCCUGCAAAGCUGGACCUCGCCCCUUCCUUUUUGCUCUCUGAAACUCUCCACUUGACGCCUGAGCUUCUUCCCUGAAGGUGUGGCCUGGUGGGGGUGGGGAAACCCUCGACCCCACAGGGCUCCCUUGAGUACAAUAAAUGUUGCACAGAGGCUGCUGUGCCCCGUUGCAGUUCCUGUCACCAGACCCCCCAGGGCCUGGGGUCCCCAGCUCUGCUCCUGGUAGGAGUGGGGGUGGGGCAGGGGUUGGGGACAGAGCACACGGACCUCUGAACAUAUUACUUUGGUUUGUGCUUCUCAAAGACCCAGGAGAGUGCGUCCUUCAUUCAUCAGAAGAGACCCAACAGCUGGAAGAGAGGGUCAGCUUCCGGCCUGUGGUUGGUUUCUCUCUCCUGCUUCAAUCACCAUGGAAACAGGAACUUUAUCACAAACAGGGCCUCUGUGCCCACAGGUCUCCUGACACCUGGGAUUGUCUCACACAAACCUGUUCCCUGGCACUCUGUCUUCAUGUCCUGCUCAUCUGUUCUGCUACAGGGGAAAAAAGCAUUUCAAUACUGGCUACUAUGAGCAAAGGUGCUAUAGUCAUGGCCAUCAUCAACCCUUGCAAGGCCACCAAACUUGAGAGGCACGAAGCCCUGUCCCAUCUAUUGCCUCCUUUGGUCCCCCUGUGGCUCUGUGGGAUGAGCCAGGCAGGAGCUGCCGGCCCAUCUUCGACGGUGCAAGAGAGAACGCUGCGGUCCGGCAGUCGUGGCACAUUUCCGGUGGUCUGAGUCCUGUGCACUGAGACCAGCACGCCCUGUUCCCAUGGAAGUUGCAGUGACUCAUCUGUGUUCUCUUCCCAAGUGUGAUAAAAGCCCCGGAUCAGAGGGGACUUGGCAGUGUCUUGCCCACUCCCUUGUGGUAAGAUGGGGAAACAGGCCCAGAGAGGGGAGGGGACUUGCCCAGGCACACACAGCAAGUCCCUGGGGUUCCAGCCCAAGAGCGCGUGGCCACAGCCCCACAGAGCUUCGCUGCAGAGAUUCCUGAAGAAAUCCUGAAGGAAACUUGUGUUCUCCCAGGGUGAAGUUGUUCAAUCCCCAUGGGGUGGGGUGGCAGUCAAGGACGGGACAGAGCAGAAGGACAGAGCAGAAGGACAGAGCAGGACAGAGCAGAAAGACGUUGUUCAAGUGCAUUUGGGGUGGGGCUGGGUAUCAGGCCUAUUCAAUCUACACCAUUUCUCACCUUAGGUCCUAGAGAGUCUUUGCUGGUAGUGGCCCCAGGCACUGGGUGGGGACCUUCUGGAGGAGGUGAGGCUGAGGAUGGAGGUUGGAGGGGUGAGGAAGGAGGGCUGACACCAGUUAUUUACAGACUUUGGGGCCCCUGGACCUGGAAUGCUCCUGCGCCACAUUUGGGUUCUUAGAUUAUUGAUGUACAUCCCUGCCAGUUGGUCACAGGCACUGGUCAGCACCCCUUUCCUCACAAGUAUCUUGCCCGGCCUUGACCUUCUCGGGUCCCCACCCCCCACCUCCCACAACCCAGCAGCUAAAGGGUUAAUGCCUGCCCUAGGGCCUGCUCCUGCUUUGUUCUGAUUGGUUGGUGCUCGGGCUGUGCGAUUGGUACAUGUUUUGAGCAUCACUGCUGGAUUUUCAGCCAUCACCCUAUGCAGAAACCCCCACUCCCACUCCCAUGCUUCCCCAGUCCCCCAGGAGGAUUUCAGCCAGAGAUGUCUCCACAGCAUCACCAAACGCUUAAAAUCCUGAACACAGUUCCACGUUGUGAGCAGGAGGACGUUUGACCUGGUGCCAGGUGUUUGAGGCUGGAAGAGGUGAGUCCCUGGGUUUCACUUGGAAGCAGCUCAAUUCACUUUCUGGUCAGCGGAGCAACAAUACUCAAGCCUUCCUAGACGUGUGUUUUUCCCCGAGUUGCUCCUGCCCGGGAGUCAUGGUACCGGCUGCUUCUGUUGAG
Molecule: messenger RNA, 4608 nt
Organism: Rhinolophus ferrumequinum (greater horseshoe bat)
Lineage: Eukaryota; Metazoa; Chordata; Mammalia; Chiroptera; Rhinolophidae
Gene: ASB2
Product: ankyrin repeat and SOCS box containing 2
Exons: 10
Coding region: 403-2301 (632 amino acids)
Biological process (GO): intracellular signal transduction
Molecular function (GO): protein binding
Source: RefSeq, a predicted model, not a curated record